AUGUGGAAAUGGAGCGUGUACAGGUGGGCGAGUGCAAGGGUAAAUUUUAGUGUUAACCAAAAGCGAUUGAGUUUGGUCAGUGCCGGCAACAAACAUUUAUCGACGGUGAGAAGUUCGCUGUCGAAGGUAAGAAAUAUAGGAAUUAUUGCCCAUAUCGAUGCAGGUAAAACUACCACGACGGAGAGAAUGCUUUAUUAUGCGGGAAUCUCGAAGCAUAUUGGGGACGUCGAUACUGGUGAUACGAUGACUGAUUUUUUAGAGCAGGAGAGGUCACGAGGAAUCACUAUUCAAAGCGCUGCAAUCUCAUUCCCUUGGAGAGAUUCUUUUGCAAUAAAUCUUAUUGAUACACCUGGCCAUAUGGAUUUCACGUUUGAGGUAAUAAGGGCUUUGAAGGUUAUCGAUUCAUGUGUAGUCAUUUUGGAUGCUGUCGCUGGCGUAGAGGCACAGACAGAAAAGGUUUGGAAGCAAAGUGAGUCGAAACCUAAAAUUUGUUUUAUUAACAAGAUGGAUCGAAUGGGGGCUAGUUUUAAUCACACAGUCAACGAUCUGAGGAAGAAAUUUAUGCAAGGAACGAUUAUUAAACCAGUACUAGUAAAUAUUCCUUAUUACAGGGAACAACCGGCUACCAACGAUUAUGUUUUCCAAGGUGUGAUUGAUGUUAUAAAUGGAAAACGGUUGAGCUGGAAUUCGGAGAAUCCUGACGAAAUUAUUGUGGACGAUUUGGACGGCACUUAUCUCGAACAAUGCAAUCGUUGUAAAGAAUCGAUGAUAGAAACUUUAUCCGAAUUUGAUGAAGACCUGGUCCAGCACUUCCUCGAAGAUGCGGAAGGUGAUUACUCUAAGGUUUCUGCACAAUCUUUGAAUGCUUCGAUAAGAAAACUUACCAUGCAAAAUAAGAUCGUUCCUAUUUUAUGUGGAGCAUCGUUCAAAAAUAUUGGUGUACAGCCUUUAUUAGAUGCUGUAGUUAAUUAUCUCCCUUCACCCAUCGAGGCCGAGCCACCAGAGCUGAACGAUAAAACUGUUCUAAUGAAGUAUGAUCCUAAAGUUGGAUGCCUAAUAAACAACAACAAAAAUCUUUGUAUCGCUUUUGCGUUCAAAGUCAUUACCGAUUCCAUCAGAGGCAAACAAAUCUUCAUUAGGAUUUAUUCAGGAACAUUGAAUAGUGGCAAUACUGUUUACAAUUCUUCUACUGGUGAAAAGUUUAAACUGGGUAAAUUACUUGUACCUCAUGCAGGAACAUCCCAACCUGUAAAUGUUUUAAGGGCGGGACAAAUUGGAUUGCUAUCAGGAUCCACGGUUGAAAGUAACAUAUCCACAGGUGAUACAUUAAUAACUCAUUCAUUGAAAAAGGAUGGUUUGAAGUCGUUUAAUAAGAAAAAGGAACUAACGUUAAAAAUCAAUUCCAUCUUUAUCCCCCCACCAGUUUUUGGUGUUUCCAUUGAACCAAGGACUCUAAGCAACAAAAAGUCAAUGGAGGACGCUUUGAACACAUUAAUCACUGAAGAUCCCAGCCUGUCAAUUACUCAGAAUGAUGAGACAGGCCAAACGGUUUUGAAUGGCAUGGGCGAGUUGCACCUUGAAAUUGCCAAAGAAAGAUUAGUUAAUGACUUGAAAGCAGAUGUAGAAUUUGGAAAAUUGAUGGUCUCUUACAAAGAAACAAUUAAUUCGGAAACUAACGUGGAAUCUUACGAGAGCGAUAAUGGUUAUAAAUUCUCUCUAUCCGUGUUGCCAAAUACCAGCGCUAUUCCCAACUGCGUUACAUAUCCUUUAGGAAUCAACAAAAACUAUUUAAUAAUGGAAAAAAAUGCCAGGUGGGAUCAAGAAUGGAAGCUUCAAGUUUCUUUAGAAUCAAUUUUAAACUCCAUUAUGGCAAGUUGCAUUGUGGGACUACAAAGAGGUGGAAAGUUGGCAAACUUUCCAUUAUACGGAUGCUCUAUCAAAAUCAAGGGUGACUGGUCGGUGCCAUUGGAUAUCGAAACCCCGCAAGAAAUUUUAAAAAUUACUAGAAAUCUAAUUCUCAAAGCCCUGAGUGACUUACCACCUGAUAAAUACGCUCUUUUAGAACCUAUUAUGAGUCUGGAUUUAGCUAUUCCUCAAUCAGAUAUGGGUUCGGUGUUACAAGAUUUAACAGGAGCAAGGAAAGCUCAAAUUCUUUCAGUCGAAGAUGAAUCAAGUCCGAUACUCUCUGCUAUAUCCUCUCCUAAUUCUUCAGAGGGAAACGAUAGGAUUUACAUCCCCCCUGAUGUUAUUUCAACUUUGCAUGUAAGUAAAGAUAAAAAUCAAACACAAGACGUUAGUUCUAAUAUAAAGAAAAUUAUAAAGGCAAAAGUGCCACUAAGAGAAAUCACUGCGUAUACCAAUAAACUAAGAAGUCUAUCACAGGGGAGAGGCGAGUUUAAUAUUGAAUAUUUUGAUAUGGAGAAAGCGACUAACGAUCGUUUAGAGUCAAUACUUCACGACUAA
This is a messenger RNA of Saccharomyces mikatae IFO 1815, 2463 nucleotides long. RefSeq names its product mitochondrial elongation factor MEF2 (gene MEF2). Bases 1 to 2463 code for a protein of 820 amino acids. Gene Ontology annotation, cellular component: mitochondrion. Gene Ontology annotation, biological process: mitochondrial translation; ribosome disassembly. The transcript has a single exon. The record is from RefSeq and is a predicted model, not a curated record. Lineage: Eukaryota; Fungi; Ascomycota; Saccharomycetes; Saccharomycetales; Saccharomycetaceae. Gene Ontology annotation, molecular function: GTPase activity; GTP binding.